Molecule: messenger RNA, 8477 nt
Organism: Lutra lutra (Eurasian river otter)
Lineage: Eukaryota; Metazoa; Chordata; Mammalia; Carnivora; Mustelidae
Gene: TBC1D16
Product: TBC1 domain family member 16
Exons: 10
Coding region: 2101-3720 (539 amino acids)
Biological process (GO): activation of GTPase activity
Cellular component (GO): early endosome
Molecular function (GO): GTPase activator activity
Source: RefSeq, a predicted model, not a curated record
ACGGGUGUGUUUCCUCCCACCUUUAUUUCUUGUCCCUGUGUCUGCGAUGCCUGCCUUACUUCAUAGAGUCAUGCACACACUAUUUGGAAAAUCUGGUUUCUUGGCUUAAAAAAAAAUUUAAAAUCCUGUUAUAUGUGACACGUGCAAAAAGCACUUGGCACAUGUUUGAAGGUGCAGCAUUAUAGAACGAGCCCAUCUUCCUGCAGCCGCGUGGACCGGAGCCCCCGGGGUCUCCCGCGGUGUCUGGAAGAAGCCGCCUUAGGACGCGGUGUGCGUGGUCUCCUCACUCCGCAGGGGGCUGUCCACGUAGGUGCGCCACUGCCGACAAGAUCUCCUGCCGUUCGUCUGGUUUUGAGCGUUACAAAAAGCCGCCGUCCUCUGCAGUCCCGUGUGACCCGGCUCUGUGUCUCGGUCAUGCCUAACCCUAACCCUAACCUGUAUGGACGGCAGUGCUGGCCUCCAGGCUUUGCCUGUCUCUGGUCGUCCACAUGCCUGUCCGUCCCCGACUGGUUUGUCUUUGGGGUUUUUCUCCAGGAACAGUGCUGUCCUGGCAGUUCCCGUGUCCGUCCGUGGCGCGGGGAGCAGACCGCUGGGGGGGGCACACGUGGGCCCCACACCAUGCGAUGCGCCCACGGUCUUCCCCGGCGGUUGGCCCGCCGUGCUCCUGCCCCAGGACUGCACGGGCUCCAUCCUGCUAUUUCCACUUCCUCCCUACUUCACGUCUCCUUAACAGCAGUAAUUUUUAAUGCCUGCACAAUACCCUUUGGGGUAGAUGUGCGACAUUUCCCUCCACUGCACGCCUCUACGGGCGUUCCCUUGUCUCUGGCACUCCGGGGUCCUGCGAGAAAUGCGUCUGUGCUCCACACGCCAGCGGCUCCCGGGAACAGACUCGGAGGGGAGCACUUUCAGCUCUCGGGACGUGGGACACCUUGCCUGCUGCUGCUUCACAGGCCUGAGCCUUGGUGGGGGACAAACCGACACGUGUGUGUGCCACGCACACACGCACACAGCCUCCGUGUCUCCUUGUGUGUACACACAAGGUUGAACGCAGACACGUGUGUACACACAGGCGUGCGCCCUGAAAGGCCCUGUGGUAUUAUUUUUGUUACCAGAAAAAGAAAAAAAAAAAAGAGGAAGACGUCCCAAGUCUUUGUCUAUAGAGACUGUCUACAUGUGCGGCGCCUAGAGCCGUCCUCAGGAAGAGGUGUGGUGGACGCCGUACGGACGGGACAAAGGCCUCCCACAGAGUAACGGAAAACGUCCGGCUGAACAUGAUGUCGACUGCGUGACCCUGUUUGCUCCAGCGUGUCCGUGUGCCGUGCGUGUGCCCCGGAAGGCCCCCCGCCCCACCAGCUUUCCGUGCAAGCCCAGGAUUGGCUCCGGGCUGGGGCUGGUGAGGGAACGGGAGACCUCACGAUUUUGCUCUACCCACGUCUGAGUGUCUGACUUUGUAGCAAGCACAUUCCUUUUGGCAUGAAAAGACUCACGGAGAGGACUCGGGAUCUGCCGGUUCACUGUGCCUCGGGCAGGAGGAGAAUCCCGCUUGACUGUAGACCUCCCAGCAUCGCUUUCCCCCUGUUUGGAAAUAGCUUCAGCGCCGGUGAAGGAGCUAAAAACCGUAUUCACUGGCGUUACUGGGUGACGGACACCUUCGAAUGGGUUUCUGUGGGCUCAUUCACGUCGUUUCUUCUCUUAAAGGACAUUGGCCUAGUUAUCUCCUGGGGUCUUUGUGGUUUUUAUGGAAGAGCACAUCACAGAGAAAAUGCGCUUAGCCCUUGCGUGGAGGUCCCCUAAACCUCCUCAUGGACCCUUUUGGAAUAGUUUUUGGGGAGACCAGGAGGCAACAGGAGACCGUCUGGGAUCUGCGCGCAUCACAUCCUGGCGUCUCUACCCCUCCCACCCUCCACACCACCUUGGAGGGCGCGGGGCACUACGUCCAGCUGAUGGAGGGUGCCGCCCUGCCCCCACGACUGGCCUUUCCAAGCUCCCCAGGUCCGUGAAUAGACAUUUCGCUCUAAGAAUACUCUGUCAGCCAAUGUCCCAAUCCCGGUUUGCCUUAAACACCCUAAGCCAAGCCAAACAGUGGCUCGGUGCCAGAGAAUGCCAUUGGUCAACCAGGAACCGGGCCCAGUGGAUGAAGAAACCAGAGAGGAGUGGGGGGCGUCGUCGGGAGGGCGGGAGGAAUCAAAGACAAGCUCCCCUUCCAGUGCCGACGCCCAGCUGCGGUUCCCGGACGGCCCCGGCCUCCUGCAGACCCCACGCUGGGACGAGCCGCAGAGGGCCUGCGCCCUGGAGCAGAUCUGCGGCGUGUUCCGCGUGGACCUGGGGCAGAUGCGCUCCCUCCGCCUCUUCUUCAGUGAUGAGGCCUGCACCAGUGGCCAGCUGGUGGUCGCCAGCCGGGAGAGCCAGUACAAGGUUUUCCACUUCCACCACGGCGGCCUGGACAAGCUGUCCGACGUGUUUCAGCGCUGGAAGUACUGCUCGGAGACGCACCUCAAGGACCAGCAGGUCGCCGACGAAAAGACGUGCAUGCAGUUCUCCAUCCGCCGCCCCAAACUGCCGUCGUCCGAGACGCACCCCGAGGAGAGCAUGUACAAGCGGCUGGACGUGGCGGCCUGGCUGCGGCACCUGAACGAGCUGGGCCAGGUGGAGGAGGGGUACAAACUGCGCAAGGCCAUUUUCUUCGGCGGUAUUGAUGUGUCAAUCCGGGGGGAGGUCUGGCCUUUCCUGCUGCGGUAUUACAACCACGAGUCCACGUCGCAGGAGAGGGAGGCGCUGCGGGCGCAGAAGCGUCGGGAGUACGCUGAGAUCCAGCAGAAGAGGCUCUCCAUGACCCCGGAAGAGCACAGAGCCUUCUGGCGCGACGUGCAGUUCACCGUGGACAAGGACGUGGUGCGGACGGAUCGGAGCAACCAGUUCUUCCGUGGCGAAGACAACCCGAACGUGGAGAGCAUGAGGAGGAUCCUGCUGAACUACGCCGUGUAUAAUCCAGCCAUCGGCUACUUCCAGGGCAUGUCAGACCUGGUGGCGCCCAUCCUGGCCGAGGUCCUGGACGAAUCGGACACCUUCUGGUGCUUUGUGGGUCUGAUGCAGAACACGAUCUUCGUCAGCAGCCCUCGGGAUGAGGACAUGGAGAAGCAGCUGCUCUACCUUCGGGAGCUGCUGCGGCUGACGCACGUGCGCUUCUAUCAGCACCUGGUGUCGCUGGGGGAGGACGGCCUGCAGAUGCUGUUCUGCCACCGCUGGCUGCUGCUGUGCUUCAAGCGCGAGUUCCCCGAGGCCGAGGCGCUGCGGAUCUGGGAGGCCUGCUGGGCCCACUACCAGACCGAUUACUUCCACCUUUUCAUCUGCGUGGCCAUCGUGGCCAUCUACGGGGAUGACGUCAUUGAGCAGCAGCUGGCCGCCGACCAGAUGCUCCUGCACUUCGGAAACCUGGCCAUGCACAUGAACGGGGAGCUGGUUCUCCGGAAGGCCCGGAGCCUGCUGUACCAGUUCCGCCUCCUGCCGCGCGUCCCCUGCAGCCUGCAUGACCUGUGUAAGCUGUGCGGGACCGGCAUGUGGGACAGCGGCUACAUGCCCGCCGUGGAGUGCACGGGCCACCACCCGGGCUCGGAGAGCUGUCCCUAUGGGGGCACCGUGGAGACGCCCUCGCCCAAGCCCCCCAGAGAAGGCAAGAAGGGCCGGAAGACGCCUCGGGAAGGCUUCAGUUUCCGCAGAUAGGCGGGGCUCCCUGCGCUGGCCGAAGGUGGAGGGACCCCCAGAGGGCCUGGGCACCGGGGAGGGGUCGGGGAGGGGUGUGGAGGGGCCAGGGGAGGGUGGAAAGGAAAGGGGAAAGACUUGGGGCAACGGGAAGGGAACCUUUUUGUAUUAACGACAUAAGGCCGGAGAAAAGUCACCUCCCAGAAGAGCAGGGCCAGAAUGUACGGUCCUUCUGCCUGGAGAGGUGGGCUGGCUGGCUUCUCGGGGCGCCUGCCUUUGGCGGGUCUCAGCGUGCCUCAGGGACUCCUCCAGCUCCGUCGGUACUGGGCGGCGCAGCCAGGUGGUGUGAAAGGAGCCGAGGGCCUGCUCACCCAGCAGCACAGGAAGGCAGAGCCGAAGAAGGUCUCGUCCAGCCCAGGGACAUCUUUGUGAGCUGAACGCGCCCCCUCAUCAGGACCCAUUUCCUGAGCAGGCCAGUCUCAGCUUCGCACAGCUUCAAAGCUAAUACGAAGAUGUCUGGAAAAAGAAAAAAAGAAGAAACCCGGUGAUUUCAGAAUAGACAAGUGUAGGAGCAGCCUGAGGGUCUGAGAAGCUGGGGGCUCUUCUGUGUCUGUUUACACAUUUUAUCCUCCUGGGAUGUGAGGCAAUCUGCCUGCCACUGAGCCCGAGACGUGGGCUGUUGGGGGUGGUUGGGCCCUCUCCCACGCUGGGGGCGCGGGUUCUCCAUGAGGGUCUCAGACGUCAAGAUCAGCCUCACCAAACACGGCCGCCAGCUGGGGGCCGCAUGGGUUGGGCCCUGGGCGUGCAGGCGAAAUCCCCACCCUCUGGGGGAGGCUGAGCGCCCGGGACGAGGCAUCGGAGAGGCCUGGAAGGACCUUUGCUUCCCUGCAGGGCCUGCUCGGUGUGACCGUGGGCCUUCGCAGGUGGCCAGGCACAGCGGCGGCGCCGUCAUGUAGCCGGCACUCAGGACACCGCUCCCACCUCCGGAAGAUUUCUGUCGGUUGCUCCUUCUGGGAGUUAGUGACAAUGGACAGAGGAAGGCGUGGGAGCCCCCAGCCGGCUGGAAAGCAUCCAGCUGUCUGCCCAGAAAGCGGUUCUUGAGCUGGUGGGCUCACGGAGGCUUGAAUCCUUCUCGAAUUCUCCUGCACGCCCGGGAAGUGCUGAGAGUCCUGGUGGAGACAGCGCCCUACAGAGGCUUCUUUCCACUCUUCUCCCCGGAGAGCCAGCCACGCUGCUGGUGCCAUGUUGAAAAGAUGUUUUCCGACGGGAGAGAGGAAGUUACCCGCCACCUUCUUUGAAGCUUGUCUGUUUCCAUGAGCUCAAGUCCUCCAGCAUCUCCGAGUUGCCAGAGCCUUCUGGGGAGAGCCCCCUGGAGCCCCCUCAGUCCCCGGGUCCUGGGGGGCUGGCCGUUUCAGCCCUGCAGCAGGGUCCAGGCCGGGUGGGGUGGACUUCUUACGUGCUCUACAUCUGGGAAAGGGGGUUGGAUGCCUUUCUGUGCCGGCCCCCAGUCUGCUGUGGAAAAGAUGCUGUAUCGAUGCUGCGCUAGAAACCAUCUCGCCGUGAGGAGGAGUAUCAGUUAGCCACCCUGCAGCCGUGCUGCGUAGCGAAGAGCCCCCAGACCCAUCUCCCACCCAUGCAGGGUCAGGGGUUUAGACCGGCCACCUCUGGUCUUGGCUGGCCGUGUGCCCACGGCUGGCUCAGAGGGGCUGCUCAUGUGUGUAGAGACCAGACCUGGCACUGUCUCUUGCCUCACCCCGCCCCCGCAAGCUGACCUUGGUCAAGACGAAAGUGCAGAAGCAGAAAUGCACAGGUGCCUUCCCAAGCCUCAGGGGAGGCCACCCUCGCUGUCAUCCCAUUGCUAAAGCAAGUCCCAUGUCUGGACUCAGCAUGCAGGGCUGGGGAGUGGACCUUCCCUUUAGCAAGAGGAGCUGAAUGGUGAUGGCAGGGGGCUGGGAAGUCCGAGGGGGAGGAACUGGGCUGUGGGUAUGUGUACCAUCCCCUCCAGGAGGUUUUGGUCCAAAUAGCCUGUUUGGGAACUCUCCUGUCAGGGGGCAGGACUUCCCUUGGAAAGGCAGGAGAUGCCAAGGGGGUAAAGGAUGCUUCUCAGCUCACACCAUCUAGGAGGCAGCAGGCGCGCAUUUUACUGAGACACCUUGUGCCUUCAGGCUGCUGUGGAUUUGCGGGGGAGGGUGUCCAGGGAUCCCUUCCCUUUGGAGGGUCCUGAGUACAAGGCAUUCAUGCUGAGUUUCUGGGCUCCCACAGCUCCCCAAGACAACAUACCAAGUGCCACCCCACCCUCCUCCCGACGCAUGCCCCUGUGCUGAGCCAGGCCCCCAGGAGACCUGUGCCUCUAGAACAGCCAAAACCUCAGGAACCGAAGCCCUGGGGGUGUGGCGCUUUGAGGAAAGGCUGCUCUGGAGGGCUGGGGAAGGCCGGCCUUGCAGGCUCCCUUCAUCUGGGUGCGUUUAGAGGAAGCCAGCCAAAAACCCUGCGGCCCCGGGAUUCUUCCCAGCCAGCAGAAGGCAUUAGGGUGAUAAUUCCAUCAUUAGACUUCUAGCCUUCCCACCUCCCAAACGUGCAAAUAUGGGAUACACAGCCCGGCACGGCCACUGUCGGUGAUGCUGCUAAUUUAACCCAUUUUUUAAUGACACUUAAUGUUAUUGGCUGGUGUGCGUGCGCGCGCAUACUUAAUUUCCCUCCCGCUAGUGUCUGUGCUGACGUUCCAGGAUGUUGCCGGGGCCCCUGGGAAGAGAGGGAGCCUUUGAUACGCUCCUGCUGGUGUAGAUGGGGCUGCAUGGCAGGGGCAUGGCAGGGGCUCGCCGGCCCAGGGAGGGUUCCUGUUCCCAGAGAGGAAGGGACGGCAGGAGGGUGCUGGGAGGGUGGGGGACACGCAGGCUGGCAGGGUUGCAUGUUGUUAGGUGCAGAGAACAGUGUUCGUAUUCCAGAAGGCUCCAACUCAAGUCCCAGCCAGGAAGAUUUGGAACCCACAAGUUGUGGGAUUUCGUGUCCCUGAGCCCAUCAGUGGGGAGUGGAUGGGGUUGGGAGGGGCCCCUCUGCCCAGAGGACGGUCUGCGGUCCGGAAGGGGUGGCCCAGCUCCCUGGGGGCCUCCGUCUGUGUGCCUUGAGUAGGCGUGUUGUUCUGAUUGGCUGCGUGUCCGGCAGCACGGAGGUUUUCAAAUCCCAGACCUGAAGCACGUGUCCUUUGAGUUAUUUCAUAAGAGCCUAACCCGAAGCCCCAUCCAGGGAGGGCAGCCGGACAGGACAAAGCUUCUGGUCCUAAGGCGGUGGCUUCUCCCAGGCUAGGUGACGGGGGCUGGCAGAGGUCAGCCGCACUGAUCUUUGACAGGUGGGCUUCCAGAAAUGGGGCAAAGACUGGGGGCCAUCGUGGUGGGGGGUGAUGCUCUGUGGCUUCCCCCUUGGUUUUGGGGAGGUCUCUCCAAGCUCUCGUGGCCAUUCCUUGUUUGGUAGACAUGACCUGGAGCGUGGCAGGCUCAGGAUGAAGGGCAUGUGCUCACAGCAGAGCCCCGCAGAAGCCUCAGUCAUCUGUCUGGCCUCCCCUCCCCCGCAGGGAGGCUGGCAGGUGUCAGGGACACCAGGGUUCACGCGGCAAAGAGAAGGAAGCCUUUCCAGUUUGCCCAGCAGAGGCCCCUGGUGGCCACCCUGUAGGGAGGAAGGAAGAGGCAUUCCCCCAGGAAGACCCACACAUGUGCAGGGGUGUGGACUGGGCCAGAGGAGGUGGCCUGAGGCCAAGGGAGGGACGGGAAGGUCCGGCCUGAGGCUGCGCAUGCCACAUCCCCAGACACUCUAGGGAACCAGACCCAGGAUCCCCUGAGGCCGGUGUUUCUAAGCCACACCGCAAGGCUGUCCCUUGGAGUGAAAACAUUCUGUCCCUGGAUGUUCCUGGCUCAAAGGGAACAGCCCCAAAAUAAACAGCUCAUGUCCUCCCAAGUUGUGAAGGCUGAGGCCUGGGCUCCCUCUAGGGGGUGAGUGGGGUCGAGCCUCAGUUUCCCCAUCUAUAAAAUGAGAAGGUUGACACCCGCCACUCAGGGAAGAGACCACUGAUCUUGGCCUUCAGCAGCCUUGCCCGAGAGCCCGCAACGUGCCCCCUGGCUCCAGAGCUCUCCCUGCUUUGGGAGUCAGCAAACCCAUUCCCUCUCACGCCCACCUUGCUGCGUACCCGGCCGACGGGAAAUCUCUCUGUGCCUCUUCUGUAACAUUCACCCCACAUCCUCCACUCCUGCCACCAAGAAAAGUCAACCAUGAACCAUAACCUCAACACCCCUGCAAGGCGUCUGCGUAGGCGUGCAAGGCUCUUCCGCGGGAAUGUGGUCCAUGCAGGCAAGGUCUUACCCUUCCACAGAAACCCCCCGAGCGGGGACUCUGGCCUCCUGGGUCAGUACUGUUGGACCCCGGGGGGGCCUCCCUCGGCCUCCAGGGAGCAGGGCAGGGGUGCACGCGGCCUGCGGGCAUCUGGCCCUUUAAAUAUGUGGCAUUGAAUUUCGAGGUGGGACAGGCACCUUCAGAGCCCAGGGCCCUCCUCUCUCCAGCGGCUCUGCUCGGAGGGCAGGGCUCUGCCUUGAUCAUGUCCACUUUGAUCGACAGAUUACUCUUGUUCAUGGCAAGCAAUUCUUUGUGUUUUGUUUUGUUUCGUUUGUGAAUACAAUCACCUGUCCGUUGGGCCCCACCCCCAGCCCAGGACUGGUCACCACCACCCCAGCCGUGCUUCCGCCUCCUGUGGAUUCCCCUGAAAAGUAAAUAAAUCACACUGACAACAGACA